This is a messenger RNA of Fopius arisanus, 561 nucleotides long. Its product is annotated as lysine-rich arabinogalactan protein 19. The transcript has 3 exons. The coding region runs from base 1 to 561 and encodes 186 amino acids. Lineage: Eukaryota; Metazoa; Arthropoda; Insecta; Hymenoptera; Braconidae. The record is from RefSeq and is a predicted model, not a curated record.
AUGGCAGAACAACCGGAUCUCAAUGACCCCAGGAUUGCGGAGUUGUGGCGUCAAUUCAUCCAACGUGCCACAAAUCCUGGGCUCCGGAUGGCCUUCCCUCCACAGUACGCUCCACCAGCUGCCUUUCCUUUGCCAGCACCACUGGUGGAGAAUGCAGCACCAGUGGCCCAGGAUCCACCACCAUUGGGCCAGAAUCCAGCACCACUGGUGCAGGAUCCAGCACCUGUCGGCCCGAAUCAUGCACCUGUAGACCUGGAUCCUGCACUUGUAGCGGAGAAUCCUGCACCUGUGGCCAACAAUCCUGCACCGGUGGUGCAGAAUCCACCAGCAGCUGCUUCUCCUGCUGGCCACAUGGAACUCCUUGGUGCCCUUGGCAGGAUAGAAGAGCUCCUGCGUAAGCAGGAGGAAAAGAAGGAAAAAGAGGAGAAGAAGCAGUCUAAGAAGAAGAAGCGCAGGGAGUUUUGGCAGCGUGGCGGUCGAGGCUGGAGAGGCGGAAGGGGUGGUGGAAGGGGCGGAAGGGAUGAUGGUUUGGGCCUUUUUAUCAAGGCUAGCCGCCAAUAA